Huiozyma naganishii CBS 8797 is the source of this 7503-nucleotide messenger RNA. RefSeq names its product Hob2p (gene HOB2). Lineage: Eukaryota; Fungi; Ascomycota; Saccharomycetes; Saccharomycetales; Saccharomycetaceae. The transcript has a single exon. Bases 1 to 7503 code for a protein of 2500 amino acids. The record is from RefSeq and is a predicted model, not a curated record.
AUGUACACAGAAUAUUUCUGGAGCAAGCUAUUCAGUCUCUUCAAGAUUCUUGUGUUAUUCAUUGCCGGGUCCCUUGCCGUUCAAACUGUUCUCAGGUUACUCAUAUCGGUCGUGGUGAGAGUUGCUCAUUUACCAAUAGACUCAUUAUCGUAUGGCUAUAUAUUUGGCCCCUCAUUACGCAAAAUACGCGUAUCGACUAAGCAUGUUGUAAUAUCUAUAAACAGAAUCACAUUCCGCAUAGGUUGGAAACCUUCAAUUAUAUUUCAUGACGUAGAUCUACAAAUACUUAGCAGCAAAGACUCCCUUCCAAAGGCUACCCCACAGCCCAAAGAGGGAAACGAAAGCCCGCAAAAUACCAAUCUGAACGGCGGGAAAAUAUCAUUCCAUGUUGACAAAAGAUUCCUAAAGCUGUUACAGUGGAUCUGCUCGGUAAGCACAUUCUGCAGAAGAUUGCAUCUUACAUUACCUAAUGAUACAAUAAUUUCUGUGGAGCUGUCUUCGUUCACUUUAACCCAUAAACCGGAUAAAAGCAUCUUCGCCGAAGUAUUCCUACAUGAGGUUCGCAAUGAUAAAACUGAUGAGAAGAUCAAUCAUGUGGGGUUCACCACCAAUUUUAUAAUGCUAAGAGAAACAAAGCAAUUUAGCCGCACCGCCAAAGUGACGCUACUUGAAUGGCAUUCGUCUUUGAAGUUGGCAAACAUUAGUGUACACAUGAGUAAGCACUUAGACUUGUUUCGACCUAGGAAAGGCACUGGCUUAGCGAAACCAACUUCUGAAUUCCGGGCGGCCGCUGAAACAAACAAGUUAAUUCCUUCAUUCAUUACGUCGUUCCAUAAACCGCUCAAGACACUGAAUAUACUGGACAUCAAAAUUGAAAAUCUGAAAUUAACAUACUUAGACGUCCUCACCAUCAGGAUUUCCAGUGUGCAGUUGUAUUUGGAAACAAUCAACAUACUUGAUAACGGUAGCUCCUAUAAUAUUUUACCAUCGACAAAACGCAACUGGGGGGAAUUUGAACUCACAAUAUCUGCGAACACAGUUAAUGUGAUAAUGGAUCAAGUUUCUACAUUAAGAAUCCCUCUAAUCAAUUUCAUCAUAACGACGAAUGUGCUUUUGCAUUACAUCAAUGAUAUCCCGUUGAACAAAACCACAGUGUCGUGCACAACAAACGUCAUCAACCCAGCAAUAUUUUCCACUAUUGACCAAUUAAUAAAAGGAAUUCAGUUUGUCAAGAUACUGAAGGGUGUGACAUCAGCCAACAAGACGGAGAACCCCGUUAAGGAGGGUAUUCAUUUAGCGGACACUAAAAAAGACAUUAAGCUACCUCUCGACCUGAAUAAGUUACCUAAUUUUUCCCUUGAAUUUACCUUGUCUAACUUUACGUCGAUAUUUCAGCUUUCGAGACGAAGACACCUCACUUUCAAGAUAUUUAAUAUCCAAAGUGUUACAGGCCGUUCCAACAAAUACUCCUCAAAGAGUGGUAAAGCCAUGGUAUUGAUGAAACAGGGAUGGAACUCGACAGGAUCUAUGCCAGCUGCACAAAGAUCGUCUAAUUACUUAAAGAUCGUGGGAACAGAAUGCGCGUAUCUCAAUGUACCAGACGAUGACAGCGAAGAACAACCUUUAUCCAUUCCUAUAUUGGGAUUUGAGAGAGUCGACACUUUUGUCGACGAGAUCUCAACCUCCAAGUUAAACGUCCAGUCUACUUUGAGAAGCUUCUAUUGUAACUUAGAACACAUAUGUGUGCUUGAUACCUUAUUAGAUAUUUAUUCCAAAGUGCGUGAAAUUUUACCCAAAGAAAGAAAGAAGACAAAAGCGGACCACCUAAAACCCAAAGGAACCUUUGAAUGGUGUCUCAAAUUUAGGAUGAAAAAUACUUCAUUUGCACUCAUAUUGAAAGACUACCUUGCAAAACAUCUAGACCCAGUCGAGUUGGAUGGUUUUAAUUUGUCCGCGGUUGCAAGGGGUUUUAAACUUGACGUAAACGAAAGUUCGUUUAUGUUAACUGAUCAAAUGAAUUCGUUUGUAAUUGCAAGUGCGGCAUUGUUUAGAAUAAUGGAUAACGAGAAACACGAAAGUGUCUCUAAUUCCGUCUUACAGUUUAGAGAUUUCUCAAUAGUUCUUUCGAGAAACCGCCAAGUUAAGAUAGAACUACCUGCCAUUCGGAUUAAAUUUGAUGUAAAUGUGAUGUGGCUAAUUUUUUAUGCUGAGAGUGUAAUCUCCCAUUAUUCAAAUCACAGUGACCAAUCUGUAGAGAACACUAAAGCUGGCUAUUCAAAUUCAAGACUAUCACAAAAAACACAUAUCAGUAUCGGCAAGGUAAUCAUCGAUGUUACUUUACCAGAAAACAUCCCCAUGCUAGUUCUCUUUUCAGAUAUCAAAUACCAAUCCAAUACUAAAGUACUAGUUGUAGACACAUUUUCCAUCCUGGUAAAAUCUGUUUAUAUCAAGCAAAGAACCGUCUACGUAAUACUAAUGGAAAUGAGAGAUAUAAAAUUUGACAUUCAAGAAUUUAUCAGCUCCAAGAACGUCUCAAUCGAGCCGGCCCUUAUUCAGUUUCACACGGAAUAUCAUUUUAAAGUCUACACAAUAACAGACAAUAUAGUGACAUUGUACAAAUGUUUCAAGCAACUAGGUCUCGCCUUUUUAAACGUCAACAAGUUUGAGAGACUGUAUCCCAUGAUGAUGAAACCGACCAAAUUGCCACAUAUCACUGUCAAAACCGAAAGCUUUUUGAUUGACAUCGAAGAAGACCCAUUUGAGCAAGAACUCGGGCUGAUUUUGAAGGUUGGAAUCUUAGAGCAAAGGGAAAGGUUAGCCAAGCUUCGCGAAUUCGAAGAACAGAUAGCUCCUUUACACUCCUCAGAUAUAAAACCUUCUGACCUGGAAAGAAUCUUUGGACAAAACAUCCAUCAUUUAACUGCGAAUGAACAAUCAGACCGCGUGAUGGAAAUGAGAUACAAGCUACUCAAAAAUAUUUCCACUUCUUGGAUAGUGAGGUAUCAAAAAGCGAAGUUGGUAUUUCAUGGCAUGCCAUAUAGGGUGACUGAAUUUGAAGAUUUUGGAGUCCAGUACACGAUAUUUUCUAGACAAAAGGCCAGUACUGUAGCUAACUUGAUCAUUGAGAACAUGGAACUGGAGUUUGGACCACCAUCGUUUGCUCUCAAUAAAUUCGACGAAUUUUUGUUUGAUUACGGUAAAGGAGUACCGAAGGAUAGUUUAUAUACCAUAUUGAUCAUAAUGGGAAUAUCAUUCAAAACAAAUCUCUGGGAGUUGAAAAUACGAGAUUACCCAAUACCAUUUCUGUCUUUUCCCAACACUUCUACGCAUGGUGAUGUUGUGUUUGCGGAGCAGAUGCCCGAUUCAGGAGCUUUACACUCAAUAUAUGUCCCAUUUGUCUCUUCUGCGGAUAAUCCUGCUUAUGAAACUAAUAAUUCUAUUUACGGGACUCAUAUCAUCCGAACCAUGAACUCUAUAAAAGUUUACGCAAACUGUGAGACAGUAGUUGAUACGGAUUCUCCGACAUGUAUUACGUGGGGUAAAUCACUCCAGCCUAGUUUUGAAUCAUUGAUGCUUUGGUUUGAUUUUUUGACCAAACCAAGGCUAGAUCCUUCUCCAAAUAUGGGAUUCUGGGAUAAAUGCCGUUUUCUAUUUCAUGGGAAAUGGUCAUAUAGAUUUUUGAACUCUUCAGGGCUCCAUUUGAACAUCAAGGGGGCACAUAAUCCCUAUAAGAUAGCUGAUGACGGAGCUGGUCUCACCUUUUGUUGGAGUGGUAAUACGAAAUUAGACGUCCAUGGAUCAUCUGACCCGAAAGAGUUCUUGAAAAUUACUUCGCAGGCUUUUGAGUUGGGUAUCCGGGACUUCACAGUUAACAACAAGUUUGACAAAAUAUUAACAAGACUCUAUGGUGCGGUUACUUGGAAAAUGGGUAUGCUAUUCGAAAAGGGUAAUAAUCAAGACCCUGGUAAGGAUCGAAGGCAAAUACCGGCAAGACCCCAUCAUGAUAUUCAUCUCAUGAACCCUGACUACGUUGAGGGUCGGAGUCUUCAUGAUUCGUAUGAUGGUUUUCGCAGCAAUUUCAUAAAUAUGUCGUUUGGUGUUUACUCAUUUGAGAAAGGUUCAUCCAAUAGUUUCUUUCUAGCACCAAGAGCUAUGGAUCACUUUGUCACGUGGUGGAAACUGUUCAACACCUAUACUUCCGGCCCUAUUAGACAGGGAAAUCUGUUUCCUGAACUGAUUCAGAAGAACAAAAAGUUUGGACGUUCGCUAUUUACUAUCAAAUACCAGCUGCAUCUGGAACCACUAACAGUUUCUUAUGUCUACAAGCAUAUUUUCUCCCAAUUUGCCACAGAUAAAAAGACCAAAGCCGUAUUUACUGGUUUGAAAGGGAGAUGUGAUUCCUUAAAGAUCGACUUGCACCAAAGAAAAAUCAAAUUAACUCAUAGGAAUGCGAAGCUGAAUCGUUCCAAACCAGUUUGGAAGUUUAGGAUGUCUACAGGAGAACUCGACUGCACUAAUGCUGACGUCAGAAUAUUAUCAACAGAGUUUGAUAAGAAUAUAGUAGAUGAAAUAUUAACCACUAAGCAAGACAAAACCAUGCCGAUCGCAAGGCAUAUGUCUCCUAUCGAUGUUGAAAUGUUCAGGGAAUCGGACUGGUAUGACUACGAAGAUUACUUAGAUCUGGUCCAACCUUUAUUAGAAACGUCGUUUCCCUUGAAGCUGGAAGCGAUUCCAUUAUUGUACUCCCCCCGGAUUUCAUACUUUAGACAAUUAAAUGAAACUGGACUUCCUGUAGAGUUUCCUUUUGGUGAUGAGAAAUCACAUAUUUGUUUGAUAGGUCGAAACCACCCUGAGAAAACGCAAGAACAACUGGCAAAAAAAAGAAAGAAUGAAAUUCGGGAUGCCAUAGGGAAUUUGCAAUUGACUAUUGAUAAUAUGACGUACUCAAACUAUCCAGAAGAUGGCGAAACUAAGAAAAAACUGAAAGCGUUAGAGGAAGAAAUACAUGAAUUGCAAAAGCGCCUCCAUAUUAUUGACAAAAUUUUGUGCGAUUUAAAGAUUUCAUCACGUAUAUCACAACCUAACAACAGUGCUAGCUCGGAUACAAGCUCACUUGAGGACACAGAAGUAUCUGCCUCUGAGUUAAGUGCGGCGCCUAGCACGAUCUCCCUUCUAAGAACCAACACAGUCGAGUCUUUUGUCUCGAUGAGACGUGUUUCUACAGUACAGAUUGGGUCCACUUACGACAACAGAUUUAUCGUUCAUAAUAUUCAAUUAAAGUUGGACAAAAGGAUUCGUGAUCAUCUGCUAGAGUAUUUCACAAGCAUAUUUGAGAGAAGAACGAUGAACUUUUCCAUGUCUUACAAGUCUGUCAAGAUUAUCCAGGAUUUGCUGAGAAAUGUCUCUUCCCAGCUCAAAGGCAAUCUUGGAUUCUUUCAAAAUAUGUUCGAGGAUGACGAAAGUGGUGUAACUAAUACAGAAUUUAUUGAACGAUUUGAGGAGUUGAUUAAAGAGGUUCCGGACAGUAGUUGCGAAUCUGUGGAUAGCUAUUUAUUUCGACUAAUCUCUCCUCAGAUACAGAUCCGCUCAGAGUGUGAACCGGACACUUCAAUUUUGGUUUCCGCUCGUGAUAUUGAAGUGGGGAUUAUUGAUAUUAUACAGUGUACUGAUAGUGAGGGUAAACGAAUUGCGAUGGAUAUAAACACUAUUGUUGAAACAAGAUACUGUGCCGUCACAAAAGAUAUUCAACUUUUCAUUGUCUCUAGAGAAGACGUUUCCACCUAUAAAACCAGGUUGUUUUAUAAGAACGGAUAUGGGAUGGAGAAGUGGUCAGAGUAUUGGCCACCAUGGAUCCCACUUGAGCUAUGCUUCGAUGGUAGCUUACUAGAGCAACACGUCUUUUUGAAAAGAAGAUCAAUGUUUUUCACUUUCAUCAAGCCGAAUCCACUGUAUUUUAACAAUAAUGAUAAGGUGCAAGUGUCGAAUGACUCGAAAUUUAGAAUCGGGUUUCCGGGACUUGUAUUAUCGUCAACGUCUCAGCAAUAUUGCUCUGUUUACGCAAUUGUUCAAGAUUUACUCUCCUUCACAACCGAUUCUACUGAAAAGAUGGACAAACUCGCAGGUGUUUUGCUUGCUGAUGAAGUGCGAAAUAAUCUGAACAGGCUGGAUUCCUCGUUCAUAACAAGCUUGCAAACAAGAGUCAAAGAUUUAUAUUAUAUUCGGGCCUUUUUGAAGGUCAACGACCCCAAACUCUACUCAAAAAUAUCUGCGGAUCUCAUCGCAGAGAUUCAAACGUCUGUUUUGAGGCUAACUGUGCUGAUGAAAGCGAUUAAGCAAACGUAUGACCGGUUGGGCUCAUCAACAGAUAGAAAUAGGAGAAUAAAGUGGCAAGUGGGGACAGACGAACUGAUAUGGGAAUUAUUUGACGGCGAAGGGCGUUCUUUUGUUACCAUAGGGCUUGGUAUCUCAACAUUUCUCCGGACUGCAACAGCGGAAGGGACUGCGAGUAAUAGAGUAAGCAUAGUAUCUCUGAGGUGCUUCAAUCUUCAAAAGAACCCAGUAUUUAUAGAACUCCUGGCGCCUAACGAAGAGAAUUCGCGUUAUGAUACUAAGAAACCAAUGGUAGAUAUAUCCUGGAUUCAAAAGCCUGAAAUAGGCGGGAUUUCGAUAUUAGACGAAAUGAUUGUUACGUUACAACCUAUAAUCUUCAAGAUGGAUAAGAAAACGGGAGAUGAUUUGAUGAACUACCUGUUUCCAAAAUCUGAUACCAGACCCAAAGACUACCUCAAACGAACCUGGAGAGAUAGUGCUGUCACCUCAAUCAAAGAUAUUUUUUCAAGAGUCGAUCGCAGCGAUGAUCAGUCUUCAGUUGACAAGGUAAGAGACGUUGACUCCUGGGAUUUGAGUAGUCUACAUUUAACUUUAUCCACCCGCUCAGGAAAGUCGGACUCUUCAAAGGGGGCGACACACGCAAAGGAACUAACUAUUCAGAAAUCUAGGCACGAUGAUGAUUUUUUUGGAUUAAUGCUAAAACGUUCUAGUGAAUACUUCAAUGUUCGAUUGGUCGUCAUUAACAAAACGAUCAUGUCUGUAUCGUACAAAGGCUCUCAUCAUCUACUGACGGAUGUUAAAGAUUUGACGGUCAAAGUACCGACGUUAUCAUACCAUAACAAGUUAUGGUCCCGAGAUGAGUUUUUUGCUGAAUUGAAACAAGAUAUUAUCAAGAUAGUUUUGCAUCAUUUGGGGAGUAUUAUCGGUAAUAAACUUAUCCCUCAUAAGAAAGAAAAUAAAUCAAAGUUGAAAAGGGAGAUAGCAGAAGUCUUGAAAACUCCGAUGAAUUCUGUCAAAAGGCAAAGAUCAAUUACCGAAUCUAGCCCUUCAAAUGCAACUGACCUGACACAGGACAGUUAUCCACACUCACAAAGUAUCAAAGAUAUUGGUGGCAGUGAUGACGAGGUCGAAAGUUUUUUUCCAAGUAAUAGUGAUCAAAACACCACUACAUAA